GUUGUUGGAAGGCGGGGGUUCCGCGUCCCAUUAGGCUCCGCGCCUCUGAGCUUGGCCGCUCGCCCUUCCUCCAGCGCCAGGAAAGCGUUGCCGACUUCUGGGCUGCAGCCCUGCAAGGAGGUGUAUCCAGGCGGCUCGAGAACGACCCCGGGCAGCCUAGCGUCACCUUCGUCACCCACCCUGCGCCAUGUCCCGGAUGUUCAAGAGAGAUCCUGUUCGGAAGUACUUGCAGACUGUCCAGAAUGGCGGAGUCCAUGGAAAUUUUCCACGCCUCUCAUAUCCAACUUCCUUUCCCCGUUUUGAGUUCCAAGAUAUUAUUCCUCCAGAUGACUUCCUAACUAGUGAUGAAGAGUUAGAUUCAGUUUUAUUUGGAACUUUGAGAAGCCAUGUAGUUGGACUACGUUAUUACACUGGAGUAGUUAAUAAUAAUGAAAUGGUUGCAUUACAACGAGAACCCAAUAAUCCCUAUGAUAAGAAUGCAAUUAAAGUAAACAAUGUGAAUGGAAAUCAGGUUGGCCAUUUAAAGAAAGAACUUGCAGCUGCUUUGGCCUAUAUUAUGGACAACAAAUUGGCACAAGUUGAAGGGGUAGUCCCUUUCGGUGCAAACAAUGCUUUUACCAUGCCUCUGCAUAUGACUCUUUGGGGAAAAGAAGAAAAUAGAAAAGCGGUUUUAGAUCAGUUGAAAAAACAUGGAUUUAAAUUGGAUCCUGCACCAAAAACUUUUGGAUUCAGUUUGGAAAGUGGUUGGGGCUCUGGAAGAGCUGGGCCAAGCUAUAGUAUGCCAGUUCAUGCUGCAGUACAGCUGACAACUGAACAGCUUAAGACAGAAUUUGACAAAUUGUUUGAAGAUCUAAAAGAAGAUGAUAAAACUCAUGAAAUGGAACCAGCUGAGGCUAUUGAAACACCAUUGCUCCCACAUCAAAAACAAGCUCUAGCUUGGAUGAUUUCCCGGGAAAACAGUAAAGAACUUCCACCAUUCUGGGAACAGCGAAGUGACUUAUACUAUAACACAAUAACAAAUUUUUCUGAGAAGGAUCGACCGGAAAAUGUUCAUGGAGGAAUUUUAGCUGAUGAUAUGGGUUUGGGCAAAACUCUUACAACCAUUGCAGUAAUUCUUACCAACUUCCAUGAUGGUAAACCUCUUCCUGUUGAAAGAAUUAAAAAAAGUCAACCGAAGAAGGAAUGUAAUAUUAACAAUGGAUCUCUGAAACUUGGAAGAAACAAUACCAGUGAAAAGACAGAUGAACUAACCAAAGGAUCUAGGUGUAGCGGAGAAUCCAGUAAGAUUAAAUAUCCCAAGUCAGAAUUGUCUAGUUCCUGCUCCAAAAGAAGAAAAACUGCUGUCCAGUAUGCUGAGAGCAGCGAUUCAGAGGAAGUUGAAACUGGUAAAAUGCAACAGAAAAUGAAAGGCAAACUGGGAACUACACAAUCAGAAAGUAAAAGCAGAAUUAAAGCAGGAUCUUCUAAGGUUAAAGAAGAUACAGAGUUUGCAUGUGCACUUACUUCAUCUAUUCCUGCAACAAAAAAGAAAAUGUUGAAAAAGGGAGCAUCUGCAGUGGAGGGCUCAAAGAAAACUGAUGUAGAGAGACCAAGAACAACACUGAUCAUCUGUCCACUUUCUGUGUUAAGCAACUGGAUUGACCAGUUUGGACAACAUAUAAAAUCAGAUGUGCAUUUGAAUUUUUAUGUUUAUUAUGGUCCUGAUCGUAUUAGAGACCCGGCUUUGCUUUCAAAACAGGAUAUUGUUUUGACUACUUACAAUAUUUUAACUCACGACUAUGGAAUGAAAGGUGAUAGUCCAUUACAUAGCAUAAGGUGGCUAAGAGUGAUCCUGGAUGAAGGACAUGCCAUACGAAAUCCAAAUGCUCAGCAGACUAAAGCUGUACUUUAUUUAGAAGCAGACAGAAAAUGGGUAUUGACAGGUACUCCAAUUCAGAAUUCUUUAAAGGACUUGUGGUCUCUUCUUUCCUUUUUAAAACUAAAACCAUUCCUUGAUAGAGAGUGGUGGCAUAGAACAAUUCAGCGACCUGUCACAAUGGGAGAUGAAGGAGGACUUAGGCGUUUACAGUCCCUAAUUAAAAAUAUUACACUUAGAAGAACAAAGACAAGCAAAAUUAAAGGAAAACCUGUUUUGGAGUUACCAGAACGUAAAGUAUUUAUUCAGCAUAUUACACUUUCAGAUGAAGAGAGAAAGAUUUAUCAGUCUGUGAAAAAUGAAGGCAGAGAUACUAUUGGAAGGUAUUUUAAUGAAGGGACUGUCCUUGCUCACUAUGCAGAUGUCCUGGGUCUUCUGCUCAGAUUGCGGCAGAUCUGUUGUCAUGCUCACCUUCUUACCAAUACCGUGUCUUCUAGUGUUCCCUCAGCCUUUUCUCUAGGAAAUGAUACACCUGAAGAACUACAAAAGAAGUUAAUAAGAAAGAUGAAGUUAAUUCUGAGCUCAGGUUCCGAUGAAGAAUGUGCAAUCUGCUUGGAUUCAUUAACAGUUCCUGUCAUAACACAUUGUGCACACGUCUUCUGUAAACCCUGUAUUUGCCAACUCAUCCAGAAUGAGCAGCCACAUGCUAAAUGUCCUUUAUGCAGAAAUGAUAUACAUGGAGACAAUUUAUUAGAGUGUCCUCCAGAAGAACUGGCAUGUGAUACUGAGAAAAAAUCUAACAUGGAAUGGACAUCCAGCUCGAAGAUCAAUGCCCUAAUGCACGCAUUGAUUGACUUAAGAAAGAAGAACCCCACCAUAAAGAGUUUAGUUGUUUCUCAGUUUACAACGUUUCUGACUUUAAUAGAAACACCACUUAGAACCUCUGGAUUUGUGUUUACUCGUUUGGAUGGUUCAAUGGCCCAAAAGAAAAGAGUUGAAUCAAUUCAGUGUUUUCAAAACACUGAGGCAGGAUCUCCAACUGUAAUGCUCCUAUCCUUAAAAGCAGGUGGAGUUGGUUUGAAUCUUUCUGCAGCUUCUCGAGUGUUUUUAAUGGACCCAGCCUGGAAUCCAGCUGCAGAAGAUCAGUGCUUUGAUAGAUGCCAUAGACUUGGACAGAAGCAAGAAGUCAUAAUCACAAAAUUUAUUGUGAAGGACUCUGUUGAAGAAAAUAUGCUGAAAAUACAAAACACAAAGAGAGAACUGGCAGCUGGAGCCUUUGGAACAAAAAAAACAAAUGCCAGUGAAGUGAAACAAGCUAAAGUUAAUGAAAUCAAAACUUUAAUUGAUUUAUAAUUUGUGGGAUUUUGGUAAGAUUUGUUUGAUCAGAUAUAUAGUUGUUUUAGAAAUGAGAAAAAUACAGUUUUAGAAAUGAGACCUCGUGAAUAUAUCUUCUAAAAGGGGCAUAUUGUGGGGUUUUUUUGUUUGUUUUUUAUCAGUGAAGUAGUAUUACUGAUACAUAAUCUCUUCUGUAUAUGAACCUAUUUUUAAUGCUAUUGAAAAUAGCAAUAAGUUCCAUUAUAUAUUGUGGCCUGAAUUUUUUUUUUUUUUU
Messenger RNA from Pipistrellus kuhlii (Kuhl's pipistrelle), 3464 nucleotides. It is a transcript of the gene HLTF, whose product is annotated as helicase like transcription factor. NCBI's taxonomy places the organism in Eukaryota, Metazoa, Chordata, Mammalia, Chiroptera, Vespertilionidae. Gene Ontology annotation, molecular function: ATP binding; hydrolase activity, acting on acid anhydrides, in phosphorus-containing anhydrides; ATP-dependent chromatin remodeler activity. Bases 188 to 3208 code for a protein of 1006 amino acids. The record is from RefSeq and is a predicted model, not a curated record. The transcript is spliced from 25 exons.